Messenger RNA from Rana temporaria (common frog), 6624 nucleotides. It is a transcript of the gene PLXNB3, whose product is annotated as plexin B3. Gene Ontology annotation, cellular component: semaphorin receptor complex. Gene Ontology annotation, biological process: negative regulation of cell adhesion; semaphorin-plexin signaling pathway involved in axon guidance; positive regulation of axonogenesis. The transcript has 35 exons. Gene Ontology annotation, molecular function: protein binding; semaphorin receptor activity. The coding region runs from base 16 to 5775 and encodes 1919 amino acids. The record is from RefSeq and is a predicted model, not a curated record. NCBI's taxonomy places the organism in Eukaryota, Metazoa, Chordata, Amphibia, Anura, Ranidae.
GAAUAAAUCCGUCCAAUGACAGAGCUACUUGCAGUUUCCGCUCCAUCUCUUAAUGUGUCAGACCCCCCCCCGGGGUAUCUCCUGGUCCCUACAUUCACACAUCUGCCUAUUGUUCCUGUGCUGUCACUAUGGGCUGUGUAUAGUUGUGGAGGAACCUCUUACGGCAUUCUAAUCGUUAUGUUGGAUCUGGCUCAGCCCCUGCUGAUUUUCCUCUGCCUGUCUUCGUCUGUUUCUUCUUUCCCUUAUUUUCUCCGGCCCAAUGUUACCUUCAACCAUAUGGCUUAUGACCUUGGCUCAGGCUCAAUCUACAUCGGGGCUGUCAACUGGAUCUUCCAGCUCUCCCCUGGCCUCCAGCUUCUGGCAGAGGACUCCACCGGCCCUGUGCUUGACUUCCCAGAUUGUCUACCUUUCAAGGAGAACAGAGACUGCCCUCAGGCUGCUCCCACCCAAAACACUAACAAGUUACUAACUGUCAAUUCUCAUAGUGGGGAGUUAUUGACUUGUGGUCACGUGUUUCAGGGCAUCUGUGAAAAGAGGAGUUUGGCCAACAUUUCCAAUAUUAUUUACCAAACCAUAGACCCUGGUGACAAUCAGUUUGUGGCCGCCAAUGACCCCAAAGUCACUACUGUGGGAAUAGUAGAGAGGACGUCACAAGGCUAUGAUUAUCUAUUUGUAGGCCGUGGUUUAACAGCUAGGCUGUCGAGUGGAAUACCACCAAUCACCAUAAGACAGCUAUCGAAGCCACAUGUCUUCUCCAAUGAGGGUUUGGGCAAACUGGUCGUGGGAGACUUUUCGGAUUACAACAAUAUGUUUAUCAGUGUUUUCUCUAACGAAGGGCACGUCUACUUUUUGUUUUACCGCCGUGGGUCCAAAUCCCAAAUGGACUACAAAACCUACCUCGGCAGUGUGUGCAGCCAAGACCUUCACCUCUACUCCUAUGUUGAAGUCCCUCUUAAGUGCGAAGGAGACUACAACCUGGCACAGGCUGCCCACCUGGAGAUUAAGAACCAGGAACUUUUUGUGGUAUUUGCUGCUAGCCAAGGUUCCAGUCCAAAUCCAAGCAGCCGGACUGCUUUGUGUUCUUAUAGGAUGAAAGACAUAAAAGAAAGGAUAAUGGCUGCGCGAGUCCUGUGCUACACAAAACUCGGCAAAGGAGAAAGCGGGCAGGAAGAGGCAGGCAUCGAGUAUGGAGUGAAUUCAAGAUGUGGUUCUCUUCCUACGGAUUCACCAACAAACUUUCCAUGUGGAGGGGAUCACACCCCCAGCCCAAUAGCCAGCCGGGUCUCUGUCUCUGUGUCACCUCUCCUCACGUAUGAUGGCAGCCUGACAGCGGUAGCUGCACUAGCCGUAGACUCCAACACUGUUGUCUUUCUUGGAGAUGCCGGGGGACACGUUCACAAGGUAUUUGUGUCCUCUGGAAGCGGACGGAACUACAGCACUUUGACUUUGGCUCUUGGGUCUCCUGUCAGUCCUGACCUCAUAUUGGAUAAAGAAGAGAAGAACUUGUAUGUAAUGACAGAGUCGCAGGUCUCCAAAGUUCCAGUUGCAGAGUGUUCCCAGUCAUCUACAUGUGAUGAAUGUGUGCGUGCUAAAGACCCUUUCUGUGGGUGGUGUGUACUGCAAGGAAGGUGCACAGAGAAGCAGCAAUGCGAGGAGAGCGAAAAGGAUAACCACUGGUUGUGGAGCUUUGAUGAUCAAAUUCACUGUGUGGCCAUCCAGGAUCUCUCACCAGCCAAUCAGAGCCGGCAGGAGCAGACGGAGAUCUCCAUGACAGUUCUGCAGCUUCCAGUUAUCGCAGAUGAGGAAAGUUGGAAAUGUGUCUUUAAUGAGUCGUCCAGUCCUGCCCAGGUGUAUGGUAACCAGGUCCGAUGCAGCUCUCCGCCACCGGGGGAGCUGCCCCCCAAUCCUCCGGGGAAAGAUCACGUAACCGUACGAUUAGAGUUGGUGUUCCGGGAUAUCACUGUCGCUGUGACGGACUUCGUCUUCUACGACUGCACAGCUGUAAUGGAUUUGGCGGUCUCUAACCCGUGCAGCGGGUGUGUGAGCAGUCCAUGGAGGUGUCACUGGUGUCUAUCGGAACAUGUGUGUACCCACAUCGCACAGUGCAGCCAGACUCUCAUCUACAGCCAGAAUGUUGAAGAUCAAGCGCAGUCGGGUCCAGACUUUUGCCCGAGAAUAGAGAGAGUCAGGGGGUCUCGUCUGAUUCCUGUUGGCAUGGAAAGGGAAUUGGACCUUAUUGGACGUAAUCUCAAUCUUCUCAAUGGUGGGGUUCUGGAGUACAGUUGCAUCAUAGAGGUGGAGGGUUCCCCCAUCACUCUGCGAGCACAAGUGGAGAAAAUGUCAGAGGAAGAGGACCUGUAUUCAGUGCACUGUGAUACAUACAAGUACGAGUACCCUCUGCAUGUGUUUGAACAUCCAGUUACUGUGUAUGUGAAGAAGGGGGAUGUAUACCGAGUAGACAACAAGGACGAUAUAAGUGUGACAUUGUAUAGCUGCUCGGUUGGACAGUCAGACUGCAGUCGUUGCCAGGCCUUGGCCCCCGAUUAUAUGUGCCUGUGGUGUGGUCAGGAAGAAGAGGCCUCAUGUGUGCAUAAAGAACGGUGUGAACAGUCCACCAUCAAUGUUUGUCCCAUGCCGCAUAUCUACUCAUUUUCCCCAUCCACUGGGAUUAUUGAUGGAGGAGCGAUCAUAACGAUUAAUGGCCAGAACAUGGGCCAAAAAGCCGAGGACGUAUCCGUGACGGUUUGUGACCAGCCGUGCACAGUUUUGCCUGAGUUGUAUGUUGUCUCUAACAGAAUUGUCUGCCAUCUAUCAGCCAGUGAAGGUGUGGAGUAUGGCCAUGUGAAAGUCUCUGUAAACGGCCGUGAACCCGGAAUAUCCACCCAGCUUUUCUAUUACCAGGACCCCCAGCUUUAUUCUCUGACUCCGGUGAAAGGCCCAAUGGCUGGAGGAACCAAAAUAACCAUCUCUGGAACCAAGCUGUCAACUGGAGAUCAGAUCACAGUGACUUUGGGAGGCUUGCCUUGUGAAGUAUCUGGGAAUGUGACAGACGAUCAGAUAUGUUGCAUUACUAGCUCUAGUUCUGUCCAGGAGGAGGCGCCAGUCCUCGUGUCCUAUGGUGAGGUAAAAAGAGGUCUGGAGGGAACAUUGUACAACUACACGGAAAAUCCCACCAUCUCCACUGCUUGUCCAUUCAAAGCUUUCCAUGGUGGUGGACGGCGUAUUUCUGUUACUGGUUCGAACCUAGAUGUAGUCCAGGCUCCCCAUAUGACUGCUGUGAUCAAGUCUCCUCCAGAAGAGCUUCAGAAUGGAGAUGGGAAUCGCAGAAGAAAGAAGAGAAGAAGGGAACUGGUGCGCAGUAUCGUGCGAGAGAUUAGUGAACAGUGCCAUCACAACUCCUCCACAGCCAUGGAAUGUCUUUCCCCUGCUAUUCCUGAAGACGCCAUCAUCCUUGAUGUGCUGUUUGUCUUGGACAAUGUUCGUAUUCCAUUCAGCAGUCUUGGGGAGAACUUCACCUACCUGAAGAACCCGACUCUCAAACCUCUCAAUCGAGACAGCCUCAGUAAGCCCUACAGUCUAAAGCCCGGGAACGUGCUGGAUAUUGAGGGAGAAGGUUUGGACUCUGGGAUUAAUAAGGAAGAAGUUCGAGCAAUGAUUGGGAAUGGUGUCUGCACAGUGAAAACUCUCACCCACAACCACCUGUACUGCGAGCCUCCGCUUACUGUGCCCCAGCCACUGGAUGCAAGCACCCCUUUGCCUCAAUUUGUGAUUCACAUGGGGAACCUUCGCUUCAACCUCGGGCAAGUGAAAUACGAUGUAGAGGGCCAAUCGAGUUUUCCAAGAGAGGCCAAGAUUGGACUGGGAGUUGGUGCAGCUUUGCUUGUUCCUGUUGUCUUAAUAAUAAUUUUCAUGUACAGGAGGCAGAGUAAGAUGGCAAUGAGGGAUUAUAAGAAGGUUCUUGUCCAGCUGGAGAACCUGGAGACCAGCGUGGGAGAUCAGUGCCGCAAAGAAUUCACAGAUCUUAUGACAGAAAUGAUGGACCUCACUAGUGAUAUUGAAGGCUGCGGCAUUCCCUACCGAGACUACAGCACCUAUAUUGAAAAGAUCUUUUUCCCUGGAGAUACUGUCUCUCCAUUACGGAAGAAUUUAGAUGUUCCAGAGAACAGGAGGGCCACCGUGGAGCAAGGCCUGAAUCAGCUCUCCAACCUUCUCAAUAACAAGCUAUUCCUCACCAAGCUCAUCGAGACAUUGGAUGCCCAGUCCACGUUGUCCCAGCGCGAUCGCUGUCAUGCCGCGUCGUUACUUACUGUGGCGCUACAUGGCAAGCUGGAGUAUCUGACUGAUGUCAUGAAGACUCUCCUGUCUGAACUGGUAGACCAAUGUGUGGCCAAGAAUCCUAAAUUGCUUCUGCGCAGGACAGAAACUAUAGUGGAGAAGCUGCUGACCAACUGGAUGUCCAUUUGUCUGCACUCCUUUCUUCGGGAGGCGGCAGCAGAGCCCUUAUACAUGCUGUACAGUGCCAUAAAAUACCAGGUGGAUAAGGGACCGGUGGAUGCUGUAACAGGGAAGGCAAAGCGCACUCUGAACGAUGGCCGUCUCCUACGGGAGGACAUUGAGUACCGGUCGAUGACCCUCACUGUUAUAGUGAAGAAUGGGGCGGAAGUGCAGAGGGUACCAGUCAGAGUGCUGGACACUGACACCAUCACUCAAGUGAAAGGGAAGAUCCUGAAUCACGUGUACAAAGGAACCCCUUUCUCCAAUCGGCCUGCAGCACAUGCACUUGAUCUAGAAUGGCGUGCUGGUCAAGCUGGUCAUUUGACCCUAUCCGAUGAGGACCUGACGUCACAAGAUCAAGACCAGUGGAAGAGAUUAAAUACGCUGCAUCAUUAUAAGGUUCCUGAUCUUGCAACUGUGGCUUUGAUACCACGAUUACACAAUAACCAAUGUGAAACGCCAAACAACAGUUUCUUGAGUGGAGAAAAAACCCCAAUGUUGGAAGAUGGAGAAGAAGGUGGCAUUAGAAUGUGGCACCUGGUGAAGUCCAUGGAAGAGCCAGAACCGUGCAGGAGGCGCAGCAGUUUGCGGGAGAGAGAGCGUGCCAAAGCCAUUCCUGAGAUCUACCUGACACGUUUACUCUCUAUGAAGGGGACUCUCCAAAAAUUUGUGGAUGACACAUUCCAGGCCAUGUUGGGGGUGAACCGUCCCGUACCAAUCGCCAUCAAAUAUAUCUUUGAUUUCUUAGAUGAAAUGGCAGAGAAGCAUGCGAUUGAGGAUGCGGAGACAGUCCACAUCUGGAAGACGCACAGUCUAAUGCAGAGGUUCUGGGUCCUCAUACUGAAGAAUCCUCAAAUGGUCUUCGAUAUCGACGUGUCUGACAACGUAGACGCCAUCCUUACAGUCAUCGCUCAGACCUUCAUUGACUCCUGUACCAUCUCUGAGCACAAAGUGGGCAGAGACUCUCCGGUCAAUAAACUGCUUUAUGCACGUGAAAUCCCACGGUACAAGGAAAUGGUUGAGAAGUACUAUGCUGACAUUCAGCAAGCAACUCCUUCCAGUUACCAAGAAAUGAACUCCUCUCUCACUGAGCUGUCAGGGAUUCACGCCGAAGAUCUCAGCUCCCUAGUCGCCCUUCAAGAACUCUACAAUUAUAUCAGCAAGUACUAUGAUCAGAUUAGCACAGCUCUAGAGGAGGAUCCCAAUGGGCAGAAGAUGCAACUGGCCUACCGUCUGCAGCAGAUCUCGGCACUGGUGGAAAACAAAGUAACAGACCUUUAAUAACUUUUCUGAAUUGACCACCUUGGUGGAGACUGUUGGACGUGUCAUUGGGAAUUCCAGACCCAUGAUCUGCUUUUAGGGAAUAGUCAACGCUUCCACGUGUUCAGAAGAUCUGCGGUUUGGGAAAACUGGACUUGAUCUCCUCUUGGAGGAGUUCUUUGCUUCUGAAUUGGUAACACAAGGGUAAUGCCAACUUCCUCUCCUUUGCUCUUAGCCCAGCAGUGCACUGCCUACCUCAGUGGAACUGUACAAGUGCCUUAGUUUUAUUCCACAUUCUGGUUCUUCCUGUGGGUCAGGCAUGGCCGGGUCGGUCCUUCUGCGAUCUGCAGAAGGUCAUCGGAUUAUUUAGCAGCAGACGUUGCCCCAAUUAUGCGAAAAUAAGAUCCUUGUACAUGAUAUGCCCGUGUGUGAGAAAUGGGGUAACUGGCCUUGGCGCAAUGUGGAGGACAUUUAGGAGCUGUACGUGACAAAUACUGAGCGCCAUUCGCUUUAACAGGGCCAUGUGUUGUAGUCCUUGAGAUGAAAACAAAGCAACUUCUAUGAAAGUGUCAGAAAGAACCAUGGUCUGUUACUAUUAGCAGCCAGAUACUCCCAUUAAUUUAAAAAAAAGAAUCUGAUUGGUUGCUUUAGAUGCAGUCCUUUCUGAAGCUUUCUUCCAGUGCCCAACCUUGGAUCUGGUAGUCGCCUAUUCACUGUCUUCGGUGAGUUUGCUCACACUGUUUGUAUGUCUGCUAAGUGUCUUGUAUAGCUUUUUUUCUAACUUAUGCAAAUGCUGUAAAUAAGUAUAACUAUAUUUAUUGUUCUUUUUAUGCCAAUGGUUUUGCAAAUAAAUGAUUUUUUAGAAAGAAA